AUGCAAAAGCGAUUGGCGGAGAUCAAGGAUCGUGUUGAAGAAUGGCCUAUUGCAUUGAAGAACUUGGUUUAUUGGAGCUACGUGCAGGUUGCACAACCGUGGCUGGACGCGAACGAGGGGCGUCGGACGUGUUGGAAGAUAUGCAUGGUCAACACUGCUAUAUGGAUGGCGUGGCAGGUUCCACGACUGCAGCCGUUGAUGCAACGGCAUUUCACGCACAAUCCCCUUAGCGGCUUGUCAUAUACAAUAUUGACAAGCAUGUUCAGCCAUCGAUCGUUGUUACACCUUAUAGCCAACUGUAUGGCGUUAUCCAGUUUCGGCUCGGCUGCGGGUAUCUACUUGGCAAGACAACAACACACGAAGGGUUGUGAACGGGAGUCCACCAUUCGCUACCACCUUGAAGCAUUUAUAUUGAGCGCUGGUCUUUUCUCCGGCCUCAUCUCGCAUGUUGCCUCUUCCAAGAUUCUGUAUCCCAUGAUGGUUAGACGACUCACGUCUUCAACCGCUGCUGGUAACGUAGCGAAUGCUACCCGAGACACCACUGAACAAGUUUCACGGAAGAAUGCCAUACUCCCGUCUCUGGGCAUAUCUGGCGCUGUGUAUGGCGCUGUCACCCUCACGGCGCUUGCAUUCCCAGACACGGAAAUCUCCUUGAUGAUUCCGCCUACUUAUCCGAUACCAAUUCAAUACGGCGUCGGGGCGCUAGUGAUGUUGGAUAUCAUUGGCGUGCUCCGAGGUUGGAGAUUUUUAGAUCAUUAUGCCCAUUUGGGCGGUGCAGCAUUCGGAGUUCUAUAUUAUCAUUACGGACCUAGGACAUGGAAUACUCUCAGGUGUGCAGCAGAAGACGAAGGCAAAGCACAUAAACCUUGGCGGGUGGAUCCAGGACGUACCUAA
Molecule: messenger RNA, 894 nt
Organism: Punctularia strigosozonata HHB-11173 SS5
Lineage: Eukaryota; Fungi; Basidiomycota; Agaricomycetes; Corticiales; Punctulariaceae
Exons: 5
Coding region: 1-894 (297 amino acids)
Cellular component (GO): membrane
Molecular function (GO): serine-type endopeptidase activity
Source: RefSeq, a predicted model, not a curated record